AGCUUAAAUUGUCACACGAUGAGAAAAAGUUUACACAAUUUUAGGAUAAUUUUCUGUUAUAGGAUGUAUAAUUUGUAAAGAUUAUGCAUCUAACAGAUAAAUCACGUUUAAUUCUAUAAUUUCUCUCUUAGUAAAUGUUAAACUGUUUUAAUUAAAAGAGGUUAGAAACCGCAAGAGUAGUACACGUAUGCAGCAAACUGGUGUUUUUACGAUAUUUGGCCAAUUAGGCCAGAAAUGACGUGAGUUGAAAUCUUGAAUAGUUAAAGUGACAAGAUGUUGCCCCUCACCCAGAAGGAUACGAGGAUUCCGCGGGGACCUUUAGGCGGGAUACGUGAAAAAUUUCAGAACUGGUUCAGACUUAUUUAUUCGGAUAAAAAUUCUAGGAACCUAUUCAUGUUCUUAAUACUUAACUUAUCAUUUGCUUUUGUCGAGCUCUUUUAUGGGAUAUGGACUAACAGCUUAGGUCUUAUCUCUGAUGCAUUCCAUAUGUUCUUUGAUUGCACGGGCCUGGUGGCCGGCCUGGCAGCAUCCCUUGUGUCUAAGUGGAGAGCAAAUGAGCGCUAUUCAUAUGGCUAUGCAAGGGCUGAAGUCCUAGCUGGUUUUGUAAAUGGCCUCUUCCUCUUGUUCAUUGCUUUCUUCAUUAUGAGUGAAGCUGUUGAAAGAGCCAUUGAACCUCCAGAGGUUAAACACGAACGUCUUCUAUUGGUGUCAGUGCUCGGUUUCUUAGUGAACCUGGUCGGCAUAUAUGCUUUCCAUCACGGCCACGGACAUGGCCACUCUCACGGUGGCCACGGCCACUCGCACAACCACGACCACAGCCAUGGUCAUUCCCACGACGACAUGGAGGCACCCACUGGUGCUGGCUCCGCCAUCAUGCGAGGCGUGUUCCUCCACGUGCUAGCUGACACGCUCGGCUCCGUCGGUGUCAUAAUUUCCGCCAUACUAAUGCGCACGUUCGGCUGGAUGCGAGCCGACCCAAUCUGUUCUAUGGCUAUCGCGUUGCUAAUCGCGGCGAGUGUGCUCCCCCUAGUGCGUGACUCCGCCGGUGUCCUCAUGCAACGGACUCCAACGUCGAUCGAGCGCGCUCUCCCCAAUUUGUUUACGCGUGUGGUCGGGCUGGCGGGCGUGCACGCGGUGCAGGAGCCCCACUUCUGGACCCUGUGCAGUGACGUUCAUGUGGGCGCGAUCAAGCUGGAAGUGGCGCGACAGGUGGACCCGCGUUACGUGACGGAGCAGGCCGGGAGGAUAUUCCGGGAGGCGGGCGUCAAACAUCUCACAGUGCAGUUGGACUAUUCCCCCCUUUGAUCCUGAAUGUAAGCUAAAAGUCACAAAUGUACAGAUAUCCACAAAGUGGAGUGUUCUUGUUUGAAUCAUCAUUGGUUGUUGUAAUAGUAGGCGCAAUCAGAAAGGUUUUUAUCAUGUCUGUGGUAAUAGAUAACUUAAUUUUAACCAAACAUACCAAUGAUAUAGUGUAGUCUUAAAAAAGACUAAAAUAUGGUUAUUUGAGCUGCAUGUUUGAUUAUGCUGUGAAUGUUUUAAAAAAAAAAACUCAAAUAAUCAAAUUAUAAAAUGUGUAUUUGAAUCAAACAGUUUUUGAAGUCUCUUAUUGCGACAGUUGAUCUUUGAUUCAAACAAUUAAUUGUAUAUAAGGAAAGUAUUAUAAGAACCCAAUAGUUCCAAAAUAGAACCGAAAGUUUGCAAUUUUUUUAUGCAAUGUUUAAAAAGUUUUUAUAUGAAAGAAAAUGAAUUAUGCGUGCUAGUAAAUAGUGUUAAUUAGGAUAAAGAAAUUUCUAAAAGCUUGUUUCAAGCAUUUGUUUUAUGUUAAAUGUGAUUAUUAAGACUUGAUAUACUUUGUUUCCAUUUUUUUAAAGAUUUAGUUUCUCAUUAUGACAGUUUCAAAUUGUUUUUGUAAUAAACAAGCCAUAAAAUACGCCAAACAUUUUUUAUAAAUGUGGCCAUGCCAUUUUGUUAGCCUUAGUUAACAAAAAAAGUAAAAAAAAAAAUUGCCGCUAGAUUCCAUAUAAGGGCAUUUUCAAUGGCUGGUAACAAACUUACAGGGUUUAUCAAUUUAUCGUCCCUACAAUAUAAAAAAAACUUUUUUAACAGCUAUGAAUAAAUGCACAAAAUUGACAAAAAUUGUUACCAAUAAAUUUUAUGAGAUAUCAAUAUUUCUUUGUCAUUUUUGUGUCAAAAAGCUUGGUUGUAAUAUUGUAGACA
Papilio machaon (common yellow swallowtail) is the source of this 2217-nucleotide messenger RNA. It is a transcript of the gene ZnT86D, whose product is annotated as zinc transporter 7. The coding region runs from base 274 to 1305 and encodes 343 amino acids. The record is from RefSeq and is a predicted model, not a curated record. The transcript has 3 exons. Gene Ontology annotation, biological process: transmembrane transport; intracellular zinc ion homeostasis; zinc ion transport. Lineage: Eukaryota; Metazoa; Arthropoda; Insecta; Lepidoptera; Papilionidae. Gene Ontology annotation, molecular function: zinc ion transmembrane transporter activity. Gene Ontology annotation, cellular component: membrane; Golgi apparatus.